AUGUAUUUAAAAUAUUGUCAAUUGAUUUUACUAUACAGUGUUAACUUUGUUAAUGGUUUUGGAUUUUUCGAUAUUGGAAACACUUUUAAUCAUCUUAAUAAAGAAUUGUAUUCUUUAGCGUCGGAUUGGAAUGGGGAUGUAAAAACGAGAUGGAUCGAACAGGAAUUAGAUCACUUCAAUCCGGAAGAGAAAAGGACCUGGAAAAUGAGAUAUUUUCAAAGGUUAAGUUAUUGGAGACCGAACGGCACUAUUUAUUUGUUAAUGGGAGGUGAAGGUGAAGCUUCAUCGCGUUGGACCGCAACGGGUAUUAUGUACGAAUUAGCGAAAGAAACGAAUGGUGCCAUGUUCGUUUCAGAACAUCGAUAUUAUGGUAAAAGUAAACCGAUAAAUACAACAGAUGUAAGAAACUUUAAGUUCUUAAAUUCGAGACAAGCCAUUGCGGAUAAUGUGAAACUGAUAAAGUAUAUAAAAUCGUGGAAAAUGCUCAAUAAUUCUAAAGUGGUGGUAAUCGGUGGUUCGUAUUCGGGAAAUUUGGCGGCUUGGACGAGAAUGCUUUAUCCAGAAAUAGUCGAUGCUGCAAUAGCCAGCAGUGGCCCAGUUUUAGCAAAGAAGGAUUUUUUUGAAUAUUUGGAAAAAGUUAAUGACAACUAUGAACAAUAUGGUACUUCUGAUUGCUUAGAUAAUAUAAGGAACAUUUUCAAAAGAUAUGACAAAUUGUUGCAGAGCUGCGAAGGUAUUAAGCUAUUAAAAGAGGAAGAAAAUAUCUGUCAAGAAUCCGAUUUGACUGAUCGAAAGAACCAGCAAGUAUUUUUUAGCUACAAAGUUGAAACAUUUGUGACUAACUCUCAAUAUGGAAAUACAAAAAUGAUUGAAAAUCACUGCAAAAAUUUGAAUGAAAGUUUAAAACACAAAAUACCACAGAAAACAUCAAAACCAAUCUUUUGGGUGGCCAGAAAAAGAUGUUACUAUUACGAUUACGAUACAAUGAUUGAAGAAUAUAAAGACAAAAGAAACGACUGGGUCAUGGCUUGGAUUUACCAAACUUGUACAGAAUUCGGAUAUUAUCAAACUACAUCUUCCAAAUCUCAACCAUUCACAGAUAAUAUCAGUUUAAAUUUUUAUACGGAAAUGUGUUCGAUACUUUUUGGAGCAGAAAUUGAUGAGAAAAGAAUUGAUGCUGGUAUUAAAUAUACAAAUGAGUUUUAUGGAGGACGUAGACCUAAUGUUACGAAAGUAGUUUUCACAAAUGGUGAUUUGGAUCCCUGGAGUACUCUAGGCGUUUUAGAAGAUUUGUCCUAUAACGCACCAGCGGUAGUUAUACCGCGUGCGUCCCACUGUCGAGACUUAUUUUCCAAUAGAAAAGAUGAUAUUGAGGAACUGAAAGAAGCUAGAAAACACAUAAAAUACUUAAUUAAAAAUUGGACUGAAGCUGGUGACUUUUUGUCUAUUUAGUAUUAGUUCACCAUUUUUAAAAACAGAUUUUCAAACAAGCGAUGAAGGAAAAAGGAAAUAAAAUAAUUGUAUAUUAAAA
Molecule: messenger RNA, 1531 nt
Organism: Melitaea cinxia (Glanville fritillary)
Lineage: Eukaryota; Metazoa; Arthropoda; Insecta; Lepidoptera; Nymphalidae
Product: putative serine protease K12H4.7
Exons: 1
Coding region: 1-1452 (483 amino acids)
Biological process (GO): proteolysis
Molecular function (GO): serine-type exopeptidase activity; dipeptidyl-peptidase activity
Source: RefSeq, a predicted model, not a curated record